CGUCACCAUAUUCCAGCUGCGCUAAAUCACGCACGAACUUAAAACACAAUGCUAUGAUAACAAUAACAAGAAUACGAAAUGUUCGCGGUAAAAAAAUCAGUGCUUAUCGCGUUACUAUUGGAGAGCAUUGUCGUCUCACUUCAUGCGAGAGUAAUACAAGAAGAAACAUCGUCGGAUUCGUGUCCACCUCCUCAAUUAGCCUUCAACGGUACGGAAACCGAACAGGGAGAAAUUCGAAUUCGCAAGGAUUACACGCACAUCCGCGAAGUGAAAUUUUCCGGUUCGAUAGGUCCCCUUGGUGAAAAGCGUCUCUGCAAAAUCAAAUGUAUCGGAGGUCAAUGGGUCGGCCCUCUCUGCGUCGAUAAUCACGAUAAUGGCAGGUUUCAUCCGCUUUUCAGGAGCUGCAAGCUGGAAUACAUCAAUCCGCACCUGGUGGUGACCUUCAGAAACGUCUCGAUUCAAACCGCCGGAUGGGUGUUUCCCCACGAGGCCAAACUUCAGAUAAGAUGUCGUGAAUUGGGACUGUACAAGCUCCUGGGGACGGCGUCACCGCGAUGCCAAAACGGCGUUUGGUCGGCGAGACUGCCGUCAUGUGUGCCCACAACGCUCCUCACCAAUUUCACAGAGGACGCUCCUCCGACUCUUCUAAUCAGGAUACCAUCGGGUUCGGCCUCCGUCGAACCCGGAGGGGAAUUGGCGGUGUUCCCUGGAUCGACUGUGCACCUGGAAUGUCUCUUUUCCCGUCGACUUGGCUCACCAGAUUGGACUUGGACGUCUCCCCUGGGACAAUAUCUCACCGGUUGGGCAAUAGCGGCAGAAGAGCGUGAUUGGAAGUAUAGAUUAUCGAUUUAUUAUGUGAAACCCCAAGACUCGGGUACGUUCACUUGCGCCACUCCUAGAGGAAUCACCAACAGUCUCACUUUACAAGUCGCAGCUGUGCAUUGCGACCCCAUCUCCGUGUCGGGCCCCCACCUUACCAUCCGCGUCGAAGGAACUCGUCUCGGCCAUACCGCCAUCUUCCAAUGUCCGAUGGGAUUCAAAGUUAAUGGUGCGGCUAAUCUCACCUGUCAGGCUUCGGGCAAAUGGUCAGCCCCCGUACCGACAUGCGAGCUCGUCAAAUGCGAGUCUUUGGACACCCCCGGCGGUCUCUACGAGCCCCAUUUACACCUGGAGGAACACAACAAUAGUUACGGGGGCCGCGCGGUCUUCAGCUGCGCAUGGGGCUAUCGUCUCAUGGGGCCCCCUGGCAUCGAAUGCGAGCUGAACGGCAACUGGUCGGGGCCCCUACCCAAAUGCAUCCCCAUUCAAUGCCCGCCCCCCGUGAUCCCCGUCAACGGCCACCUCAUCCAGUCGGAGGCGGCGGGCAUGGAUGGGGGCCGCUACGCCGUAGGCAGUCUCGUGCAAUUCGCCUGCAGGGGGGCUCACCAACUCGAGGGCGAAGCCAGCAUCAUCUGCACCGAGACCGGUUUUUGGUCUCAUCCGCCCCCUUUCUGCAAGCCGCGGUGCCCCUAUUUGGGAGAGCCCGACAAUGGAUUGGUGGCCCCCACGAAGUUUGCCUACGAGCCCGGAGACGAGCUCCAGAUCACGUGCAGUCCGGGGUUUGAAGCCAGGCUGGAGGCGCGGCCAAAGUGUUUACCCGACGGGAGGUGGUCGGCCCCUCUACCUAACUGCACCAACUAUUCUGAGAUUUAAUCGUUGAAUGUUUGUGAUAUGAUGGGAAAGCGGCAAGAAAUCGGCGCAAAAUUAGAGUUUGUUGCCGGUUGCUUGUUGUUUUUGAUAAUUUUAUGACUCGUCAUUAAGGAUUUUUCUGUUAUUUUUUACCAAAAGUUGUUACACAUGAUGAUCUCAUGCCGAAUACAAAUUUUUAUCAAAUUGUAGAUAUUUCUAGCGAUAGUGAAUGUAUUUACAACGAAAAUUAUGGAUAUGUAACUUAUUUGUUUUUAUG
This is a messenger RNA of Tribolium madens (black flour beetle), 1945 nucleotides long. RefSeq names its product locomotion-related protein Hikaru genki. Lineage: Eukaryota; Metazoa; Arthropoda; Insecta; Coleoptera; Tenebrionidae. The record is from RefSeq and is a predicted model, not a curated record. The coding region runs from base 79 to 1692 and encodes 537 amino acids. The transcript is spliced from 9 exons.